GGAGGAAACAACUGUGCAACACGGCGGAGCCUCCAACUCUCUCGUCAGUCUGGAGCGGACCGGUGCUCCUUGGUUCUGGAGCAAGCAAGCAGCGGGCUCACCUCCCGGGCUGACAUGAGACAGGACACUGCUCUACACAGCCCCCUCUUCUCGCUCCAGUAGAACACCUGGUUCGCGGCUCCAAACUUUCGGCGGGUUCUCCGCUUCCUCUCGCCCGAGCAGCGUUUCUUCCGCUCGGCCUGUGAACUCUUCCCGACACAUGUGAACCGGCCACCGCCAGGUGACGCUAGUUUUGGAGCCGGAGAGGAGCGGCGGCGAGCACCGUCAUGGAUCUAGCAGCAGCAGCAGCCGGAGAGAAGCGGCGGAGCGCCGGCAGGAGGAACACCGGGGUUAGGAACCUACAACCAGCGCCGCUCAUCGCCUGUUUGAUCCUCUUCCAAGCUCUGUCCGUCCACGCUGUUGCCCUCCAGUUCACCAAAGAGCCCAAGUCCCAGGAUGCAUUGCACGGCCGCAGCGCCAUGCUCCGCUGCGAGGUCAGCGACCCGGCUGACAUCACCUACGAGUGGCUCCAUGACGGUCAGCGGCUGGAACACACCGAGCGGCGUUUCCAGGAGGGCGGCAACCUCAAGUUUGCCGCCGUGGAUCGGCUCCUGGACGCGGGGAACUUUGAGUGCGUGGCCCGGAACCAGGUCACAGGAGAGGAGCUGCACUCCACCAACGCCUCCUUCAAUAUCAAGUGGUUGGAGAGUGGUGGCGUGACAUUAAAGGAACCCGCUUCAGAGGGCGACAUCGAGAGCUCUGAGCCCGUCACGCUGCGCUGUCACAUUGAUGGACACCCACGGCCCACGUGCCAGUGGUUCAAGGACGGGGUCAAGCUGACCGAAAAAAGCCAUCAGAUCAACAACAAAGAGCGGACCAUUACCUUCAAAAGCGCCAGUCCGGACGACAACGGCCUCUACUACUGCUGUGCCAAGAACGCCGCCGGGCACGUUUGCAGCAACAACAACUUCACCCUCAACAUCAUCGAUAAGAGCUUCCCUCGGCCUGUGAUCGCACCUGAGGACCAGGUGGUUCUGAAGAACGAGGAGGCGGUCUUCCACUGUCAGUUUACCGCCGUGCCGCCGCCGACAUUGGAGUGGUACCAUGAAAACGAACUGCUGCUCAACAAGUCUCGAGUCUUCCUGCUCUCCAAUGGCUCUCUGCACAUCACCCAAGUCAAACCUCGGAACACAGGAAAGUACAAGUGUGUGGGACGCAGCCUGACUGGAUCCCAAGUGGUACAAGAGGCCUCUCUGCUUAUCGCUGAGAUCGAAGAUAUGCUGCCAAAGAUGUCGAAGGUCUUCAGCGCAGACACGCAGCAGCGGGUGUCCUGUCGCCCCCCGCGGGGGAGACCGGAACCCCAGGUGUGGUGGGAGAAGGGCGGUCAGAGGAUUCCCGCAGAGGGCCGCGUCUACCAGGACGGCUUCUAUCUGGUCUUCAACCCGACAGAAGCAGGAGACUCGGGGCUCUACACCUGCGUAGCUCAGAACAAGGCCGGACGCAAGACGCAGGAAGUCACCUUCACCAUUGCCACGCCCCCUGUCUGGGUGACCAGACCUCAGGACAGCCGACUGGAGGAAGGGAAGCCAGGCUACCUCCACUGUCAGGCUCAGGCCACCCCAGAACCGGAGGUCACCUGGCUCCGCAACAACAUCCAGAUCACACCAGAGGACUCGCGCUUCAAGCUUUUCCCCAACGGCACACUGAGGAUCAACAACGUGGAAGUGUAUGAUGGGCAGAUGUACGGCUGUGAGACCAGGACGGAAGGUGGACGACUGUCCGGGCAGGCCAGAGUCACCGUGCUGGAGAAGCUGAAGUUCACCCCGACCCCCCAGCCGACCCAGUGUCUGGAGCUGGAUAAGGAGAUCACCAUCCAGUGUUCGGCCAAGGGGCGAGAGAGUCCCACCAUCCGCUGGGUCAAAGCAGACGGAGGAGAACUGCCGCCCCAUGUGAAGCAGAAGAACGGACAGCUUCACUUCAGUAAAGUCACACGCAGCGAUGCCGGCAACUACACCUGCGUCGCCUCCAACAGCCUGCAGGGGGAGAUCCGAGCGUUGGUGGUGCUGACUGUUGCUGUUUACAUCCAUUUUAAAGUGGAGCCGGAGAACACGACGGUGUACCAGGGUCACACGGCCGUCCUCCACUGCCAGGCCUCCGGGAACCCUGAGCCUCACAUCCACUGGAUGGUCAAAGACAAGAUGCUGGACAUCAACAAGAGCAGACGGUUCCAGAAGAUGCCCAACGGCUCCCUGAUCAUCUCUGACGUGACCACCGACGACACGGGCCGCUACACGUGCGUGGCAGGGAACAGCUGCAGCAUCAAAGACCGCGUGGCUCAGCUGUAUGUGGUCGACAAGCCUGCGCUCAUUGCCGAGGACGACAUGGACAAAGCACCCUACAAGAUGAUUCAGACCAUCGGCCUGCUGGUGGGCGCCGCCGUGGCUUACAUCAUCGUGGUGCUCGGCCUCAUGUUCUACUGCAAGAAGAGACGCCACGCCAAACGGCUCAAGGGCCAGGAGGGAGAGGAGCCUGAGAUGGAGUGUCUGAACGGAGGACCCCUCCAGCAGAACGGCCACACCACCACUGAGAUCCAGGAGGAAGUCCCGCUCACCAGCAUGGGCACCGUGGCACCCAGCGAGAAGCGCAACAGCAACAUCAGCCACGAUAAGCUGCACUUCCCGCGCGCCAACCUGCAGACCAUCACUGCUCUAGGGAGAGGCGAGUUCGGCGAGGUGCUGCUGUCCAAAGCCAAAGGGAUGGAGGGGCAGGAGGAGGAGACGGUGGUGCUGGUGAAGAGCCUGCAGAGCAGAGAGGAGCAGCUGCAGCUGGACUUCCGCAGGGAAGCAGAGAUGUUCGCCAAGCUGAGUCACCCCAACGUUGCCCGGCUGCUGGGUCUGUGCAGAGAGGCCGAGCCCAACUACAUGAUCCUGGAGUACUACGACCUGGGAGAUCUGAAGCAGUUCCUGAGAAUAUCCAAGAACAAAGACGAGAAAGUAAAAUCCCAGCCGCUCAGCACCAAGACCAAAGUUUCCAUCUGCGCUCAGGUGGCUCGUGGGAUGGAGCAUCUGUCCAACCACCGCUUCGUCCACAAGGACCUGGCGGCUAGAAACUGCCUGAUCAACAGUCAGAGACGCGUCAAAGUGUCUUCGCUCAGUCUCAGCAAGGACGUUUACAACAGGCAGUACUAUCACUACAGACAAGCGUGGAUCCCGCUGCGCUGGCUCCCGUCAGAGUCUGUUUUCGAGGACGACUACUCCACCAAGUCCGACGUCUGGGCCUUCGGAGUGUUGAUGUGGGAGGUCUUCAGUUUCGGGGAGAUGCCGUACACCAAGCUGAGCGACAAUGAAGUGUUGGAAGGUCUGCAGUCGGGGAAGCUGAAGCUGCCCGUUCCAGACGGCUGUCCGUCCAAGAUGGCCAAGCUCAUGGUCAGCUGCUGGGCCCCCAGCCUGAAGGAGCGUCCCUCCUUUGGCGACAUCGUCCAGAAGCUGGGCGAGCUGCCGUCAGACACCAAAGUCUGAGAGGCAGCGAGAAGGACCCUCAUGCUGGAUGACAUUUCAGGGAACACGGUUGAGGAGACUUUUUACAAAUAUAUAUAUAUGCAUUUCAAUAUUCGAGUGUGAGAGACUACUCUGUCAUGGACACACGCUCAGGAGUUUUGCCUUAACAUGUGAUCGACCCGCCUGACUCCCUGGAGACUCAACCGAGCACCACGACCUCUGUGCCUCACACACACUCCCACCUUCACCACCUUCUCGGCUCGUGUGUCUGUCUGUCUGUCUGUGUGUGUGUGUGCACUGGUUUCCCACCUCUGUGUUCGUCCAGGGUCGUCUGUUACACGCCAAGGAACUUUUAAAAUCUUUGUGUUGCUUUUGUGUAUUUUUUUUUUUAACUUCAAGGUGCUUUUCGAUCACAACCUUGAUCAGGAUUUGUAAAUGAAACUUGUAGUCUGAGGUCCAGCCACAGCUUCUCACCUGGCCCGAUGUUUUUUUUGUUUGUUUUUUUACUCUGUGCAAUGCUGCAUGUUUGGACCGUCACCAGGCGGAUGUGUACAUAAGUAGAAGCCAUGCACUAACUUCACUUAAUGGAAUAUCCCUCGUCGAUAGAAGGACUCGGCAGGCGCCUCU
This is a messenger RNA of Synchiropus splendidus (mandarinfish), 4163 nucleotides long. It is a transcript of the gene ptk7b, whose product is annotated as protein tyrosine kinase 7b. Gene Ontology annotation, molecular function: protein kinase activity; ATP binding; axon guidance receptor activity. Bases 327 to 3557 code for a protein of 1076 amino acids. Gene Ontology annotation, cellular component: neuronal cell body; axon; plasma membrane. The record is from RefSeq and is a predicted model, not a curated record. Gene Ontology annotation, biological process: homophilic cell-cell adhesion; protein phosphorylation; synapse organization. NCBI's taxonomy places the organism in Eukaryota, Metazoa, Chordata, Actinopteri, Syngnathiformes, Callionymidae. The transcript is spliced from 21 exons.